AUGUCGAACGACAUCGUGGGAAAGUUAUAUGCCGAGGUGAUCGAGGGCGUUGUGGCCGAUUCUCGUCCGGAUUUUGAAGACUCGGGCAUCGAUGAAGCUACUCUGAUGGAACUCAAGGACAUCUGGCAACAGCGGUUGAGCUCGUUUGGCGUGGCUAAACUGCCUUGGGAUAUUGAAGAAGAGGUUUUACCACCAUUGCCUAUUGCCGAGCCAGCGCUGGAAAUCCCCCCUCAGCCAACAGUACCAGCAGCAAAUAAUCCAGUACGAGUCAAAAUAGAACCCUCACAACCAACAACCACAGCGCCUCCUGGAAUUAUGCUGCCAACAUCGUCUAAUGUCGACGCAAGGAUACGGUCCAAUGACUUGCCACGGCCAAAUGGCGGUGGGUUAGUUCUUCCUGGAGGAGGCCAUAUAACCCAAGCCGAUGGGCCAGGAGAUGACGAUGGUCUUGGAGAUAGUGACCCUGAUGGAAUCAACUCAGAUUUAGACGAUUCGGAUGACGGGUUGAACUCUGCUGCCGAAGAUGAAGAUGACGACGGGGGAAUGAUUAUGCUCUGUCUUUAUGACAAGGUACAGAGAGUGAAAAACAAGUGGAAAUACGUGCUCAAGGAUGGAGUGGCCAACAUUAACGGCAAAGAUUAUGUAUUUUCAAGAGGAUCUGGCGAAUCCGAGUGGUGA
Molecule: messenger RNA, 678 nt
Organism: Sugiyamaella lignohabitans
Lineage: Eukaryota; Fungi; Ascomycota; Dipodascomycetes; Dipodascales; Trichomonascaceae
Gene: TOA1
Product: Toa1p
Exons: 1
Coding region: 1-678 (225 amino acids)
Biological process (GO): transcription initiation at RNA polymerase II promoter; transcription by RNA polymerase II
Cellular component (GO): transcription factor TFIIA complex
Source: RefSeq, a predicted model, not a curated record